Molecule: messenger RNA, 183 nt
Organism: Gongylonema pulchrum
Lineage: Eukaryota; Metazoa; Nematoda; Chromadorea; Rhabditida; Gongylonematidae
Source: the annotation of a GenBank genome assembly
AUGGUUGGAAAGUGGUCCGAAUGUACUGUAUCUUGUGACGGUGGACACCAGUCCAGAACAGUGUACUGUGUCGAAAGCUCUAACGAUACCAAUGGAAUAUUGCUGGAGAACAGAAAAGUUAACGAGCAGUACUGCUGGCAAACUCAACGACCAGUGAGCUGCUUUGUUAUUCUGAAACAGUAG